Camelina sativa (false flax) is the source of this 870-nucleotide messenger RNA. The record is from RefSeq and is a predicted model, not a curated record. Lineage: Eukaryota; Viridiplantae; Streptophyta; Magnoliopsida; Brassicales; Brassicaceae.
AUGGAAAAACAAGAACAAGAACAAGAAGCAAACAAGAAGAUCUGCUAUGAUCUGAGAAGCACAGAGCCGAUUCCACAUGAUGUUAUCGAGGAGAUACUCAAAGUAUCGACAGUUGAAACCCUAGCGAGGUUUCGCUGCGUAUCGACGCAGUAUGCAUCCAUGAUUCGCAGCCGAGAGUUCAUAAAAUCGUAUUUGAUCAAGUCUUCUACUCGUCCUAAAAGCCUCAUAAUCUCAUUCAAGGAGUUUGAACCUUUGGGGUUCGGAAAGCCAUUCUUCUUCUCAGCCAGUCAACCUCAAAAUCAAGGUGAAUUAUCGUCAUCCUCUUCAGCAACUUACCUUUUGAGUUACCAACAUCUACUGCACACAACUUAUGCUGCUUCUGUUCAUGGUUUGAUAUGCCAUGGAAGUCCUUCUAUGAUUGAGAUAUAUAACCCUAGCACUAGAAAGUCCAUUACUUUGCCUAAGGUCGAUUAUGAGAGUUUCCCGUGUUACAGUUACUUGGGUUAUGAUCCCAUCGAUGGUGAUUACAAAGUGUUAUGUAGGGUGAAAGCAGGAUACUUUCAGGUUUUUACAGUGGGAAAAGAUAAAUCUUGGAGGAAGAUUGAAGAUUUUCCUCCCCACUUACUUUGUUCUCUUUAUUCUCCUGCUUUAUGUCACAAUGGUGUUUUGUAUUAUCUAGUUCAUCUCAACCCUAACAAGAUGAUUAUUGAAGCCAUCAUGAGUUUUGAUGUUACGUCAGAAAAAUUUGAGCACAUAAAACUACCAGAGUUACCACCAAACAUUGUCUCGUGUAAAAGGCUGACAACCUACGAGGGAAGGCUUGCAUUCUUUUACUCUGGAACGCAUGGUGAUUAUGGCAUCAGAUUGUGA